AUGGAGUUGAACUUGAAGAACAUUGACUUUGAGACCUCGAAGCAGGUGGACAUCGUGCCAACAUUCAAGGAGAUGAAACUACGACGCGAACUUCUCCGCGGGAUCUACGCGUAUGGAUUUGAGAAGCCAUCCGCCAUUCAGCAGCGCGCCAUCCUUCCGAUCGUAAGAGGCAAGGAUGUCAUCGCUCAGGCCCAGUCGGGCACCGGCAAGACGGCCACGUUCUCCAUCGGACUCCUUCAGAAUAUCGACACCGAAGUGAAGGAGACACAGGCGCUUGUUUUGUCACCAACCAGAGAACUGGCCGUGCAGAAUCAGAAGGUUUUGUUGGCUCUGGGAGACCACAUAAGCGUGCAAUGCCACGCCUGCAUUGGUGGGACGAGUCUCGGGGAAGAUAUUAGAAAGUUGGACUUCGGACAGCAUGUUAUUUCUGGCACGCCUGGCAGAGUUUUCGAUAUGAUUAAGAGAAAAAAUUUGAGAACACGAUCGAUAAGGUUGUUGGUUUUAGACGAAGCGGAUGAAAUGUUAAAGGUAGGUUUCAAGGAUCAGAUAUAUGAUGUGUACAGGUACCUGCUUCCAGCCAUCCAGGUUGUCAUCCUGUCUGCAACGUUCCCACACGACAUCCUAGAGAUGACCUGCAAAUUCAUGAACGAUCCGAUCAGGAUAUUGGUGAAGCGUGAUGAGUUGACCCAACAACUUGUAGUUGCUUUCAUGCAUGCGUCCAUGCCUCAAAAAGAAAGGGAGACCAUAAUGCAGGAAUUCAGAUCCGGAGGAAGCAGAGUUCUGAUAACUACGGACCUCUGGGCUAGAGGUAUUGACGUCCAGCAAGUUUCGCUCGUCAUCAACUACGACCUUGCGAGCAAUCGAGAGUUGUACAUUCACAGGAUUGGGAGUUCGGGCAGAUUUGGGAGGAAGGGGAUCGCCAUCAACUUCGUGAAACAGGAAGACGUCCGGAUACUCAGAGAUAUCGAAUAA
Messenger RNA from Helobdella robusta, 972 nucleotides. RefSeq lists its product as hypothetical. The coding region runs from base 1 to 972 and encodes 323 amino acids. Gene Ontology annotation, cellular component: nucleolus; catalytic step 2 spliceosome. Gene Ontology annotation, molecular function: RNA helicase activity; ATP binding; mRNA binding. The transcript has 3 exons. The record is from RefSeq and is a predicted model, not a curated record. Lineage: Eukaryota; Metazoa; Annelida; Clitellata; Rhynchobdellida; Glossiphoniidae.